Molecule: messenger RNA, 2646 nt
Organism: Komagataella phaffii GS115
Lineage: Eukaryota; Fungi; Ascomycota; Pichiomycetes; Pichiales; Pichiaceae
Product: Protein involved in DNA replication
Exons: 1
Coding region: 1-2646 (881 amino acids)
Biological process (GO): DNA replication; mitotic DNA replication initiation; double-strand break repair via break-induced replication
Cellular component (GO): MCM complex; nucleus
Molecular function (GO): ATP binding; single-stranded DNA helicase activity; 3'-5' DNA helicase activity
Source: RefSeq, a predicted model, not a curated record
AUGGCUCCACCCCGUAGGAAACGUAUUAUUGAAGACUCGUCAGAUGAAGAGAUUGAAGAUGUCGACUUCCAUGCCUCUUCUUCAAACUCAAUGCGUUCGUCACCACCACCACCUGCAACAUUGGGAUUACCUCCAUCGUCACCUACCCUUCCCUUUGAUGACGACGAACAGGAGAUUGGAGAGGAAGAGAUACCCAUCAUUGACGAGGAGGAGGUAGACGAGGAAGAUGAUGCUGAGGACCUGAUUGGAGACAAUAUGUUUGACGAUUACCGCCAAAACAGGGACCAAGACCACUACGAUAUAGACCAGAUUGACGAUAAUGAGUAUGAGCAGAUGGACCCAGAAGAGAGAAGAAAAGUUGACAAACUUCUGAAUGAAAAAGACAGACUACAGAAACAAGCUUUAGCUGCAGACAGAGAUAUUUAUCUUGGUGAUGGUGCUGAUAUGGAUGUUGAGAUUGACACCCGAACUGGAUUGCCAGUGCAAUCUAGAAGAAGAAGAACCGCCUAUGACGAUGACAGAUUGGGACAUGAUGAUGAUGACUUGGAAGAUAUUGACCCGUUGGCGGAAGAGCUGACUCUUGAAUCGUUGGCCGAUGUCAAAGCUGAGUCCAUUCUCCAAUGGAUUCUGACUCCCAAUGUUAAUAGAACUAUUGCGAGAGAACUGAAAUCAUUCUUGCUUGAGUAUACCGACGAAAAUGGCCGCUCCGUAUACGGUGCAAGAAUUAGAGCUCUUGGUGAAGUUAACUCUGAAAGUCUGGAUGUAUCAUAUACUCAUAUUCUGGAAAGUAAAGCUAUUCUGGCUCUGUUUUUGGCCAGUUGCCCAGAUCAAAUUCUUCAAAUAUUUGAUGUUGUAGCUAUGGAGGCUACAGAAUUACACUAUCCAGAUUAUGCGCAAAUUCAUUCCGAGGUACAUGUUCGCAUCACAGACUUUCCAAACAUCAGCAGUUUGCGUGAGCUAAGAGAGACACAUUUAAAUGCUCUAGUUCGUGUUACUGGUGUAGUCACAAGGCGAACUGGUGUGUUCCCACAGCUGAAAUACGUCAAGUUUGACUGCUUGCGUUGUCAUAUGGUUUUAGGUCCUUAUAUUCAAGAUUCUACCCAAGAAGUCAAAGUCUCCUACUGUACCAAUUGCCAAUCUCGUGGUCCUUUCAAAAUGAACGCAGAGCGUACAUUAUAUAGGAAUUAUCAGAGGAUAACUUUACAAGAGCCUCCAGGAGCUGUUCCCCCAGGAAGACUACCCCGCCACAGGGAAAUAGUGUUACUAUGGGAUUUGGUGGACGCAGCCAAACCGGGAGAAGAAGUUGAUAUCACUGGUGUUUACAAGAAUAGUUAUGAUGGUGCAUUGAAUGCACACAAUGGAUUUCCAGUGUUUGCCACGGUCAUUGAAGCAAACUGCCUGCGGAGAAGGGACGCUUCUGGAUCUACCAAUCCAGCUUUGGAUUCUUCAGGAUCGGUGCCCUGGACUGAUGAAGAUGAAAGCCAAAUUAUUCAGCUUAGUAAACAGAGAGGUAUUGUGGACAAGAUUAUCGGUUCCAUGGCUCCCUCUAUAUAUGGACAUCGUGAUAUAAAAGCCGCCAUUGCUUGCUCCUUGUUCGGAGGUGUUCCCAAAGAUAUCAAUGGUAAGCAUUCUAUUAGGGGUGAUAUCAAUGUUCUUUUACUGGGUGAUCCAGGUACGGCUAAAUCUCAAAUCUUGAAAUAUGUUGAGAAAACUGCCCACAGGGCAGUGUUUGCUACAGGUCAAGGGGCUUCUGCGGUGGGUCUUACUGCAAGUGUCAGAAAGGACCCAGUUACGCGUGAAUGGACUUUGGAAGGAGGUGCAUUGGUUCUUGCUGAUAAGGGAACCUGUCUGAUAGAUGAGUUUGACAAAAUGAAUGACCAAGAUAGAACAUCCAUCCAUGAAGCCAUGGAACAGCAGUCCAUUUCCAUCUCAAAAGCAGGUAUUGUCACUUCGUUACAAGCCAGAUGUUCUAUAAUAGCAGCAGCUAAUCCUGUUGGUGGAAGAUAUAAUCCGACUAUGAACUUGGCACAUAAUGUCAAUCUAACAGAACCUAUCUUAUCCCGUUUUGACAUCCUUUGUGUUGUCAGAGAUUUAGUGGAUCCAUCAGUUGAUGAGAGAUUGGCAAAGUUCGUGGUAGAUUCCCAUAUUAGAUCCCAUCCACAUGACGAUGCCAAUGAUUCUGAUGAUAGUGAGGGAGAAAUUGAAGGUGAUCGAACUGUGAGCCAAGUACAGCAUGAUGUGUCUGUAAACAAAGGAAAACGUGAGCGCAGACAACAGCUACAGCGUGAAAAAGAGAAUCAAAUUUCACCUAUUCCUCAGGACUUACUGGUUAAAUAUAUCCACUAUGCAAGAACAAAAUUGUAUCCUAAACUAACACAAAUGGACCGGGAUAAAGUAGCAAGGGUUUACGCUGACCUGCGUACUGAGAGCAUUACUACCGGUAGUUUCCCUAUUACUGUCCGUCAUUUUGAGAGUAUCCUACGAAUAGCAGAGUCCUUUGCACGCAUGCGGCUUAGUGAGUUCGUUUCAAGCAGUGACCUAGAUCGAGCUAUCAAAUUGAGUAUUGACAGUUUUGUCGGAACUCAAAAACUGAGUGUUAGGAAGCAGCUGCAACGUAGUUUCAUGAAAUACACACUUCCCAAGUGA